This is a messenger RNA of Larimichthys crocea (large yellow croaker), 4885 nucleotides long. It is a transcript of the gene heatr6, whose product is annotated as HEAT repeat containing 6. Bases 30 to 3662 code for a protein of 1210 amino acids. The transcript is spliced from 20 exons. The record is from RefSeq and is a predicted model, not a curated record. NCBI's taxonomy places the organism in Eukaryota, Metazoa, Chordata, Actinopteri, Sciaenidae.
GCAAGUAAAACACUUCCGAGUCUAAAAACAUGGCGGCUCAAACCGGGUUGUCAGCACCGGCCCUCGCGGGUCGCGGUGAUGUCCCGGUGUUUCCUCCGGUUGCUUUGUCCGCGGAGGCGGCCCCGUUCAAUCCGCUGGAUGGUUGGCGGCUCGGCUCAACGUCCGACGCCGAGAAACAGUUUUCCCGCUGCGCAGCGAGGCUCAGAGCCCUGCGGGCAGACACCGGGCAGCUACGAGAGGAGCUCAACCUGCUGUUCGACCAGCUGCUGUCCGAAAACUACAACAAGACCUUCGAGCCCAACAUCAACAUCCGACCAGAGGAUGUGUGCAGUCUGCUGAAACACGCCAGCUGCCUCGUGCCGCUCAGUCAAGAACAUUUAGUCAUCAAACUCUGCCAGCUAGUGCAUCACCUACUCAACCAGCUGAAGGUAAUAAUGGACGAGCACACGUUGGAUGUGCUGGUUAACUACACCGUCAGGGCACUGAAAGUGUGUAGUACAUGGACACACUCCGAUGUCCUCCUCGCUCUCUCCACAGUGGUGUAUGGAAAUGGACCUCAGUGUCACCAGCACCUCAGCGAUUUGCUGGGUGAAGACGGACUCCUGCUGCUGUACAGUUCUCCACUUCAGCCAAAUAUGGAGUUACGCCGCGUUGCUCUCACCUGUAUGGCCAACAUCUGUCUCAGGAUCCCUGGUCAGCCACCUCUGGAUGAUCAGUACAGAACUGUAUCUUUCAGCGUCUUCCUGAAAACACUGCAGUCGCCCAAACCUCCCAACACGGAUGAGCUCUUCUACUGCAUGGUGAUUCAGGCAGCACUGAAGGGGCUUCAGUGUGUUUUCUCAGGUGGAAAGUGGAAAUUUGGCGGAGGGGACGAGCUCGGGUCUAUACUGGCCUCACUUAAGAGGCUCAUGUUCCAGGGCACUCCAGGUGUGAGUGUGGAGUGGCCGGCUGUCCUUUACCCAGCGCCUCUUCCACAGUACGAGGGUCUCUCUACACAGAAACCCACUGAACCACAGAAAACUUCAGAGCCGCCAAAGGAUGCCGCUGUGUCGGGCAAACCCUCAGGGAAUAAAAAGAAGAAACACAGAGGGAAGGGGAAGAAGACGAGCACCGAGGAGAGCAGAGGGGACGAUGAAGAGGAAGACAGAGAGGCAGUGCUUGCACUUCAGAAAGGAGGGGUAAGAGAGGGAGGCAGAGGUGAGGCAGAGUCCUUGUCUAAACCCUCUGCUCAGUCCCUUUACCCCUCCUGGAAAAGAACCAGUUCUGACUCUGAGUUUUCUGACCCAGAAGGCAGUGCACAGAGCAAACUAAGGCUUUAUCAUGGUCGUGUGCGGCAGGGAGCUCUGCACUGUCUGCUAGCGGUGGUGAAAGGUGUAGAGAAGAGAACUCUGUACGGGUACUGGUCCUCCUUCAUCCCAGACUCUCCUAUCGGCGGACCCCCGCCUCUCACUCUCCUCACCAUUAUACUGAAGGACCCCUCUCCAAAGGUUCGUGCGUGUGCUCUUCAGGUGUUGUCGGCCAUGUUGGACGGCUCCCGUCAGUUCCUGGCCGUCGCCGAAGACACGGCGUCUCCUCGUACGUCUUACACCCCUUUCUCCUUCCUGCUGGCCACGGCCGUCAGAGAGCUGCACCGUGCUCUCAGUCUGGCUCUGCUGGCUGAGACCUCCCCUCAGACCCUCACUCAGGUCAUAAAGUGUCUGGCCUACCUGGUGGCGAAUGCUCCCUAUCACCGCCUCAGACCUGGUCUGCUCAGUCCACUGUGGAAGCAGAUGCGUCCUUAUGUGCGUCACAGAGAUGUGAACGUCCGUGUGUCCGUCCUCACACUUUAUGGCGCUCUGGUGACGACCCAGGCUCCUCUCCCUGAGGUGCAGCUCCUCCUCCGACAGCCAGAGGGCAGCAGCAGCAGCGCUGGCUCGUUCACCCCGCAGGACUCAGCUCUCAGCUGGAGACGAAGAGACGGAUUGUCCUCGCCUUCUCGCACCCCGGUCACGCCCUCUCAGAGGAGCUCGCACACACACUCUCCUGGCCAUCCCCGUACACCAGCAGAGGAGGACAGCCCAUCACCGUGGCUGCUGCAGCUGUGCGUGUCGCUUGUGACUCAGCCCAGAGAGGACCAAUCAGACAGCGACGGGGCGGGAAUGGGAGGAGGUGCUGCUUUAGAGCCCUCCCCUGUCCGACUAGAAGCUCUGCAGGUCAUGUCCCACCUGGUGCGCGGCUACUUCUCUCUAGCCCAGUCGUGUCUGUGUGAGAUCGGGCAGGUGAGCGCCCGCUGCCUUGGAGAGUCUGACCCCUCCAUACAGCUGCAUGGAGCAAAGUUACUAGAGGAGCUGGGCACAGGAAUAAUCCAGCAGUACAGAGCAGAGAACAACGUGCCUGAGAGCUCGAGGGUUCCCAUGAGCCAAGUGGUAUCGUUUUGGUCGGAAGUCUUGAGUGGUCCUCUGAACGCAGCGCUGCAGAACGAACAGCAUCCCACGCUGCAGACGAGUGCCUGCGACACGCUCUCCUCCAUCCUGCCACAGGCCUUCGCACAGCUGCCUGACAAGACUCAGCUGAUGUGCAUCACCGUGCUGCUUGGGCUGACCUACAGUGAAAACUACCUGGUGAAGACGGCAGCCGUGAGGGCUCUGGGAGUCUACAUCCUGUUCCCCUGUCUGAGAGAGGAUGUGAUGUUCAUAGCCGACACAGCAAAUACCAUCCUCGCUGCCCUGGAUGAUCGAUCUCCAAAUGUCCGUGCCAAGGCUGCCUGGUCGCUGGGCAACCUGACAGACACGCUCAUUGUUAAUAUGGAGAGUGUAGGAGUGGACUUCCAGGAGGAGUUAUCAGACAUGCUGCUACUGAAGAUGUUGCAGGCAGCCACUCGAGCAUCGGCCGACAAAGACAGAGUGAAGUGCAACGCGGUGCGAGCACUCGGGAAUCUGCUUCAUUUCCUGCGCGAGAGUCAGCUGACCCGCUCUGCGUUCCAGCGGCCACUGGAAGACGCAGUCCGCGCUCUGGUUAAAACUGUCCAAUCGGAGGCCACUAUGAAGGUCCGAUGGAACGCCUGUUACGCACUGGGAAACGCUUUCAGAAACCCCGCCCUGCCACUCGAUUCAGCCCUGUGGUCUCAAGACGCGUUCUCCUCCCUCUGCCACGUCGUCACUUCCUGUAAGAACUUCAAGGUGCGGAUCAAGUCUGCUGCCGCCCUGGCAGUGCCCGGCCACCGUGGCUGCUAUGGGGACGUCAAUCGCUUCAGCUGUGUGUGGCGUUCUCUGGCCACAGCGCUGGAGAACAGCGAAGACACAAACGACUUUUUAGAAUACCGCUACAGUGCCAGCCUGCGACACACGCUGUCACAAGCUCUGCUGCACCUGCUCAGCGUCAGCCAGUCGCAGGACAUGCCCACGCUCAGGGAAUCGCUGUCCGGGGACGAGGGGAGGGGCAUCAAAGAGCAUUUGAUCAAAUACGUGAAAGCGGAGGAAGGAGGGGGAGACGGGGAACAGGGAGAGAACGAUGCAGGGGGAGACAGAUUCACCCCUCAGCAGAGAGUCGGAGGUCUGCAGCAGACCCUGAUCAGACUGAAGGGGUUGAAGGCCGAAGGGGAGGGAAGGAGGGAGGAGGAGAGGGGGAGGGAGGUGGUGGUUCUUUUCCUGGAGGAUCUGUUAAAGACCUGUGAAGAGUUGUAGAGAGUCUGGUUUCCUGCUCGUGCGCUGGCUUUCAGAAAACUGUCUGAGAUCACGAAGACUGUCUCAGGUUGGACAGAUGGAGAAACGUCCAACUGCACACAGACUGAAGGUAAACGAUUACAUAACAAAGAACUACAGGACUCACUUUUUUUAUUCCUUGUGUCUAUUUGCACUUUUUUAUGGAUUAACUUCAGAUAUAUAUAUAUAUUUACUUUACAAAUACUAAUUUAGCGCAUUUAUAGCCUGCCACCACCCAAAUGUGCUUUUUAUACUACAUAUCACAUUCACCCAUCAUACAUCCAUUCUGUAAGCGCUCAUCCUCAUCGGGGUUGCGGGUCACCAGCUCAUCACACAUAGCACAUAGAGACAAGCAACAUAGCAACAACACUCACACUGAUACCUACUAGCAAUUUAAAGAAAGACCCGAGGUUCAAGCUGUCCACGCUGUCGCUGUGAGCCGCCUGCCACAUUCAUGAUAGAUAGAUUUGUCAAUCUAAAAAGAAAGCUCAUGACUGAUUUAUCGCCUUUGAGUGGAUUCAUAAUGAUGACAUGAACAUAUUGUCGUUAUUCAGCAGAUUUUAUUGUUUAGUUCAUUAAGAAGAGAAACUUAAUUUAUGUUUUAUUUGUCAACAAUAUUCUAAAUGCCUUCAUUGAUUCCAGUAAUAUUGCGGAGCCAUAAUUCAGAUUAUGAAGUACACUACAUUGUGUGUGUGUGUGAACACCGCAACAAUGAUGCUGAUGGACUGACUGACACAUUUUGGGUUCAGAGCGUUGCAUACGGUACCGUCUGUGUCUUUUUUUAUCGGCUUCAUCUCGCUACGUGCUGUUUAGAUUUCAAAUGCUGACCUGCACAGAAUGAAUAAAUCAAUGAAUACAAAUCUAUCAGAGUUGCUUUAAUGGAAAAAUAUAAAUAUUUUCAAGUUUAAACUUUAUUGUUUUAUGUGCAAACCUUGUUACCUGUAGCAAUAAAUGUUGAGUAUGAAGUAUCAUAUUUAAACUCUCCAAAGCCAGCAGUGAAUGAAAAUAUGAAUUUAUGUGCAAGACUGGAUUACCAAGCAGCCGACAGCCAAAAGUUCCUUUAACCUAAAUCUGAAGUGUCUGUCUGAUAAACACAAAUAUGAUGUUAAUUCUUUAAUGUUGUAACAAGAAAGUGACAGACGGAUGAUGAAGUCUAACUGUAUUUACACGAAUGUCACUUUGAACAUUAAAUCCUUUCAGUUGAA